Dendroctonus ponderosae (mountain pine beetle) is the source of this 1499-nucleotide messenger RNA. Its product is annotated as alpha-tocopherol transfer protein-like. The transcript has 8 exons. The coding region runs from base 260 to 1207 and encodes 315 amino acids. NCBI's taxonomy places the organism in Eukaryota, Metazoa, Arthropoda, Insecta, Coleoptera, Curculionidae. The record is from RefSeq and is a predicted model, not a curated record. Gene Ontology annotation, molecular function: phosphatidylinositol bisphosphate binding. Gene Ontology annotation, cellular component: membrane.
CGAAACCUUAAGUAAGUAAGCGCGGCAAUUUUAAUUCUCAACAACACUUGUGUAUGUGAACAAGCAAUCGGAAUAAGUGAUUAGAUUUUGAGCUCUGAUUGAUACUUUUUAUUUAUUAAAGUGCUGUGUCUUGUAGGAUUUAACCGUGUUUGAAUUUUGUGCUCCUUUAAGUGGAUAAGAAUGUUCUUCAGUAAGUUUGUUUUCGCCUGAAGCAGUUCAAGCCGAGGAGAAACGAAACUUUGGAAGUUUAUUUUCAGAAAUGGAGCAGAUCAAAAGUACAGUGGUGCAAAAUCUCCAUGCCAUUGAGGAGUUAAAUGAAAACGAUGUGGAGUUAUCGCCCCAAAUAAAUCUGAAAGAACCUGAUCUUGAUGAUCCGAUUUUGAAAUGGGCUGAAAGGAAUAUCGCCGAAGAUCCAAACAAUAAAAUCGAACUGAUUGAGGAGUUAAAAGAUAUGAUUUUUGAAAGAGGAGAAUGUGAACCACAUCGAAUGGAUGAUGCCUUUCUUCUCCGCUUUUUGAGGGCUCGCCAUUUCAUUGUCAGAAUGGCUCACCGAUUGAUGGUGAAUUAUUACACGUUUAGAGAAACAAACCCAACCUACUUUUCCAACAUAGACUACAGCAAGUUGCUGGAAUUAGGAGAAGCUGAAAUAUUCACAGUUCCUCCAUAUGUGGAUCAAAACGGCAGGCGAUUGCUCUAUUUCAGAAUAGAAAAUUGGAACACAUCACAAUUCACCCCUGAUGAACUAUUCCAAGCCAUAAUCUUCCUGAUAAAUGCUGCCAUUCUGGAACCGAAACAUCAAAUCUUAGGAGGAAUUUGUAUAAUCGACGUGAAUAAUCUGGGCGCCGGACAUGCCUGGUAUUUGACGCCGAAAAUUGCGAAAAGUAUGGUAGCAGUAGGAUACAGUUCACUUCCUCAUCGCAUUGAAGCAGUUCACAUAGUGAACGGAUCGAAACUCUUCGAUUAUGCUUUCGGCCUGCUCAAGCCUCUUCUGCCUGAGUAUGUGAGGCAAAAAAUAAUUAUCCAUUCGGAUCUGGACAGUCUUCACAAAUGGGUCCUUCCAAAGUACUUGCCUAAAAGGUAUGGAGGAAUUCACAAAGACUAUCGAUACAAUGAAUGGCUUUCCACGGUUAGCAAUAAUGAGGAUCUUCUGGAAGAAAUUGAAUCCUAUGGAUAUACUGGAGGAAAGGACUUUCUGAAGUCACUUUAACCCCAUUAUGCUACUGGAAGCCUUACCCAUUAAGAGUGGAACAUAAUUUGUGAUAACAUUGUAACUGAUAGAGUAGAUUUUUAUCGACUUUUACAUGUCCAAAGUAUAUGGACAAAAUAAAUGUUUAUUUUUUACCCCAUUUAACCCUUAAGGCAAUAAAAAUAUUAACAAUUUCCAUAGAACAAGUGUGUCGACUAAUUGAAGUGCUAACGCAAAUGAUGAUGAGGGCAAUUUGAGGGUUGUUUAGCGUGAUUUUCCCAUUUAUUGCAGCAAUAAAUAAUUAAAUAAUAAA